Molecule: messenger RNA, 1833 nt
Organism: Phlebotomus papatasi
Lineage: Eukaryota; Metazoa; Arthropoda; Insecta; Diptera; Psychodidae
Product: U11/U12 small nuclear ribonucleoprotein 25 kDa protein-like
Exons: 3
Coding region: 104-670 (188 amino acids)
Biological process (GO): mRNA splicing, via spliceosome
Cellular component (GO): U12-type spliceosomal complex
Source: RefSeq, a predicted model, not a curated record
GUUCUUUUUCUCUCAGUGUGCUUUGUCAAAUGCCAUGUCAGUAGACGUGUUUAUAUUUUUGUGCGAAGAGAUGCUGCUUCUGUGAAAUCUUUUUUGGAUAAUUAUGAGCAAAAAUAGCCCACUAAACGCGAGUGCAGAGAUUGCAGAAUACUUGAGAAAUAGUAAGAAGAUCGCAAAGCAGCAUGAAGUGCUAAAAUCCAUCACGGAGACUAAAUUGAGUGAGAUUCUGGCCAGUCAGACGCAUCUUCGUGAUAUACCCUUUGACGUCACACUGGAGGAAGUGGAUGAACAGAUCAGCCUUAUCAGGGGUCAGUCAAUUACAGUGUUUGUGACGCGGGAAGCUCUUCCACCGUUUAAAAUUGUGAUUCCUCAAUCUGGGACAACAGUGCGUGAUCUCAAGAGGGCAAUUGAGAGAACUUACAGACUCAAUCAGAGGCGUUAUUUGCGCCGUGCGUGUCAGUCAAAAUUGCCGACAGAAGUGCGUCAAGAGGCACAAGAAGGUGCGGAUAGAACGCAAAUCUCUUGGCGAUACAUCUGGCGGACUUACAUGCUGGCUUACGGUGGCAUUAGAUUAGCCGACGAUAAUCACCUGGUGGCCAGCUACGGGAUUGGGAACAGAGACGAAUUGCGCUUUGUGAAGCGAAAGCGCGAUAAAUGCUCAAAACACUGACCUCACCAAUGACUUUUGGGCUCAAUAGUUACCAUGCUUGGCGGUUGCUGCUGCUCUGUGGCUUCUUUUUGGGGGCUCUGGGUCAGCUGGAGCCCAAUAAUAAUCUCAAGAUAAAUGUGCAUGGGUUAGAAUUGACACAGGCACAGAAUAUACAGCGACAGGAGAUGCUGCAGAAGAUGUGUGACUCUCUAGAUGUGGCCAAUAGUGUCACACCCGAUGAUCUCACGGAUGAACAGAUGGAUCAUCUGUUGGUGGACAAGAAACACAGAUUUCUCUAUUGCUAUGUGCCAAAGGUGGCCUGUACAAAUUGGAAGAGGGUCCUGAUGAUACUCACGAAUGCCUGGAAUGGUACUGAACCACUGCAAAUUCCUGCCAAAUUGGCUCAUUCCCCGGGGAUAUUUGUCAAACUUAAUGCUCUGUCUGCGGAGGAAAAAGCCCAAAUCCUAUCAGACUAUACACGUUUCAUUGUCACUCGGCAUCCCUUUGAGCGUCUCCUGUCAGCAUACAGGAAUAAACUCGAAGGUAAUAUGCCCAGUGCACAAUAUUUUCAAGCUCGUGUCGGUCGACAGAUUAUUAGGCAUUUUCGCCCAAAUGCCAGCAAUGUUUCUCUGGCCACCGGGAAUGACGUCACAUUCAGUGAAUUUGCACAGUACCUACUCACACCAGAACUCAGUAAAUCAGCAAAUCAUUCCUUCAAUGAACACUGGGAACCCAUCACGAACCUCUGCAAUCCCUGCCUGAUCAAGUACAAUGUCAUUGGGAAGUAUGAAACACUCAUUGAGGAUUCUGCUCUAGCACUCCAUCUCAUUAAUGCAUCAGUGACCUUUCCGGCUGGACAACGGACAUCCGGGACGAGUGAGAGGAUGCGAACUUACUUUGAUACACUGCCCAUUGGUACCCUAAGAGGACUCUACCAACUCUACGAGAAUGACUUUAAACUCUUCGGUUACAGCCUUGAUGAUGUUCUUGGCUUUGAAUUGGGCUGAUAUGGGCUCUUUUGGCCCAUCCAAAAAAAAAGUACUAAUAAUUAUUACUUAAUACAGGAUCAAACAACACCGUAUAUGACAAAAAUUUUAGGACAGAUUCAAUGAUUGUGAUAUGGAAUGAUUGUUGAAAAAUAAAUACUUUUGUAUAGUAGUGUUUAAUACAUUGACGAUAAAGCA